Puma concolor (puma) is the source of this 9396-nucleotide messenger RNA. RefSeq names its product Dmx like 1 (gene DMXL1). Gene Ontology annotation, molecular function: protein binding. Gene Ontology annotation, biological process: vacuolar acidification. The record is from RefSeq and is a predicted model, not a curated record. Gene Ontology annotation, cellular component: RAVE complex. NCBI's taxonomy places the organism in Eukaryota, Metazoa, Chordata, Mammalia, Carnivora, Felidae.
GCUGGCUGUGACAGGUGCGCGGACGAGCGCGGCGCUGCGCCCUCUCGGCGGCCCGCCCCCUCCGGGCCUUGCCCGCCAGGGCUCGGGAUGAACUGCGGGCCCCGGCUGAGCGGCUCCGGCUCCUGGCGCCUGUCGCUGCCUCCGUCGCCGCCCAAGAGCGGCCGCCGCCCCUAAGGGAAGGAGGGAGGGAAGCGGCCGCCGACCCUGGGCAUGAGCCGGACGCGGCGUCCGUUGCUGGAAUAAGACGCAGACAUGAACCUGCACCAGGUGCUGACCGGGGCUGUGAACCCUGGCGACCACUGCUUCUCCGUGGGCAGCGUCGGCGACCAGCGCUUCACGGCUUAUGCAUCUGGAUGUGACAUUGUUAUACUGGGAAGUGAUUUUGAAAGGUUGCAAAUAAUCCCAGGAGCUAAACAUGGAAAUAUUCAAGUAGGAUGUGUAGACUGCUCAAUGCAACAAGGCAAGAUUGCAGCAUCCUAUGGAAAUGUUAUCUCUGUGUUUGAACCAGUUAACCUACCGAAGCAAAAGAAAAAUUUGGAAUUAUAUAGUCAAUGGCAGAAAAGUGGCCAAUUUUUUCUGGAAUCAAUAGCACACAACAUAACUUGGGAUCCUGCAGGCAAUCGUCUUUUAACUGGUUCUAGCUGUUUGCAACUGUGGUCCAAUGCUAACUUGGAGAAGCCAACUGAAGAUGAAAAUCCAGAUAAAACAGAUCUUAAUUUGGGGGACUGGAGAUGCAUUUGGCAUUGCAAAACUGCUUCCCAAAUUCAUUUAAUGAAAUUUUCACCAGAUGGAGAAUUUUUUGCCACUGCUGGGAAGGAUGACUGUCUUUUAAAGGUAUGGUAUAAUGUAGAAAACUGGCGGACAGCUGUUACCUCUCCGGAUAAAAGUUCAGAAAAACAAUCCCAAGGAGAAAUGGACUUUUCCUUUAUAUAUCUGGCCCAUCCUCGAGCUGUAAAUGGAUUUUCCUGGCGUAAAACAAGCAAAUAUAUGCCUAGGGCUUCUGUAUGUAACGUGUUGUUGACUUGCUGCAAAGAUAAUGUAUGUCGUCUUUGGGUAGAGACCUUUUUACCAAAUGAUUGUUUGCUCUAUGGAGGUGACUGCAGCCAUUGGACCGAACCAAUUAAUUUAACAAAUAACUUCAAAAGAAAUGCUUCUAGUAAAGAACGAAUUCAAAAUGCUUCAGAUGUCAACCUGAGACAUUUUCGCAGAGGUCGGAGGAGAUCACUUGCCCUUGUAGCACAUACUGGAUACCUGCCACAUCAGCAGGACCCUCAUCGUGUCCACAGGAAUGCUCCCCUGCACGCCAAUGCACUUUGCCACUUUCAUAUUGCAGCCAGCAUCAACCCAGCCACAGACAUUCCACUUCUUCCUUCUAUCACAUCUCUAAGUCUAAGUGACAAUAAUGAGAAGAGUGGGCCUUUUGUGGUACACUGGCUGAACAACAAAGAGUUGCAUUUUACUUUGUCCAUGGAAGUAUUUUUACAGCAACUUAGAAAAAGUUUUGAACAGCCAUCUUCUGAGCCCAGUGUAGAAGACUCUAAUCAGGCAGAUGUAAAAUCCGAUGAAGAAAUGGAUGAUGGUGUUGAUGAUCUGAAAGCAAAUCAUGAAAAAAAGGAAUUGGGCAGUGAUAAAAUGGUACCAAAUUCAAGUUUUGUACCAUUACCCUCCACUGCCAUUGAUCAUCAGAUUGAAGUACUUCUGUCUGAAUGGAGUAAAAAUGCAGACAUGCUAUUCAGUAUUCAUCCCAUGGAUGGUUCUUUGCUGGUUUGGCAUGUGGAUUGGCUGGACGAAUACCAGCCUGGUAUGUUUCGUCAAGUCCAGGUGUCCUUUGUUUCCAGAAUUCCUGUAGCUUUCCCCACAGGUGAUGCAAACUCUCUCUGUAAAAGCAUAGUGAUGUAUGCCUGCACCAAGAAUGUUGACUUGGCUAUUCAGCAAGGAAAACAAAAACCUUGUAGUCUCACACGGUCCACAUCAAUGCUAAUCUCCUCUGGUCACAGUAAAUCAACUAAUAGUUUAAAAUUAAGUAUUUUUACCCCUAAUGUUAUGAUGAUUUCAAAGCAUGCUGAUGGCUCUCUGAAUCAGUGGCUGGUCAGUUUUGCUGAAGAAUCUGCUUUUUCUACAGUUCUCAGUAUUUCUCAUAAAUCCAGAUAUUGUGGUCAUCGGUUUCAUCUUAACGAUUUAGCUUGCCAUUCAGUAUUACCAUUACUGCUGACGACGUCACACCAUAAUGCACUAAGGACACCGGAUGUCGAUAACCAAAAGCAACCUCAUGAUCCCGUAUAUAUUGAAGAAUGUUCUUUGGCACAACAGAAUAAAAGCAGCGUUGAUGUGACAUUUCAGGAUCCCAAUGCAGUUUAUAGUGAGCUUAUUCUUUGGAGGGUUGAUCCCGUUGGGCCAUUGUCUUUUUCUGGAGGUGUUUCUGAACUGGCCCGGAUUAAUUCUCUACAUGUUUCUGCAUUUUCCAAUGUGGCGUGGCUGCCCACUCUUAUACCCAGCUACUGUCUAGGUGCAUACUGCAACUCUCCUAGUGCAUGCUUUGUAGCAAGUGAUGGGCAGUAUCUGAGAUUAUAUGAAGCUGUUAUCGAUGCCAAGAAACUUCUAUAUGAGCUUUCCAAUCCUGAAAUUUCUAAAUAUGUUGGUGAAGUGUUUAACAUAGUAAGUCAGCAGUCAACUGCCAGGCCAGGAUGCAUUAUCGCAUUAGAUCCCAUUACCAAACUUCAAGGCAGAAAAACCCAGCUGCUUCAUGUUUUUCAAGAAGAUUUCAUUUUGAAUAACCUCGAGAAGAAAAGUCUGGGAAAAGACAGAAUAUUGUCUGAUUCAGGCAGCUCACCUAAUGGAUUUUCUGAGAAAUUCUACCUAAUUGUAAUAGAGUGCACCCAAGACAACCAAUCAUUGUUACACAUGUGGAAUUUACAUUUAAAGUCUAUUCCUGUCUCAUUAGAUGAAAAAGUAGAUACAAAAAUAACUGAAGCAGUUUGGCAACCAGAAGAACAUUAUUCAUCUUCUCCAGAGAAGAUCCUGUCUCCUUUUUCACAGAAGUAUCAGGCUUGCAGAGCAAAUCUCCAGAGUACCAGCAAGUUAACUCUGUCUUCAGAAAUGGUUUAUAGCCAAGAAUUGAAUUUGCCAGAAGGAGUUGAGAUAAUAAGUGUUAAGCCAUCAGCAGGACAUCUGAGUUCUUCUUCCAUAUAUCCUGUGUGCAGUGCUCCUUAUUUAUUGGCAACUUCGUGCUCGGAUGAGAAAGUAAGAUUCUGGAGAUGCAGAGUAACAGAUGGAGAAUCUGCCACAUUGAAGAAUGGAAAAAUGGAUCUUGUAUACAUUUGGGAAGAAUGGCCGUUACUUAUUGAGGAUGGACUUCAUAGCAAUAGUAGUAUAACCGUCCCUGGUAGGCCUGUAGAAGUUAGCUGUGCACAUACAAAUCGGUUAGCAGUAGCCUAUAAGCAGCCUGCAUCUAAUAGUAGGUCUUCUCAGGACUUUUUGAUGCAUGUAAGCAUUUUUGAAUGUGAGUCUACAGGAGGUUCCUGUUGGGUCCUUGAACAGACAAUUCAUUUAGACGAAUUAAAUACAGUGUUAGAUUCUGGCAUUAGUAUUGAUAGCAACUUAGUGGCUUACAAUAAGCAAGAGGUGUAUUUCUCCAGUAAAGAGAGUAUCACAUCCAACACAAAGCAUUUAGUUCACUUAGAUUGGAUGUCCAGAGAGGAUGGUUCUCAUAUCCUCACUGUAGGAAUUGGAUCAAAACUUUUUAUGUAUGGACCCCUGGCUGGCAAGGUACAAGAACAGGCUGGUAAGGAAAGCCUCGCAUUUCCUCUCUGGGAAAGCACUAAAGCUGUGCCUCUUUCUAAAUUUGUGCUAUUAAGAAGUAUGGAUUUGGUUUCUUCAGUAGAAGGCUCUCCACCUUUUCCUGUUUCUUUGUCAUGGGUCCGGGAUGGCAUCCUGGUGGUAGGCAUGGACUGUGAAAUGCAUGUAUAUUCCCAGUGGCAGCCAUCUUCUAAACAAGAACCCGUUGUCACAGAGUCCUACAAUGGGAGCACUCCAUCUAUAAUAAGUUUAAUAAAACAGAGUAACUCAUCAAGUUCUGGAUUACAUCCUCCAAAGAAAACUCUGACUCGAUCCAUGACCAGUCUUGCACAGAAAAUCUGUGGAAAGAGAACUGCCUUUGAUCCUUCUGUGGACACAGAAGAUUCAGGUCUUUUUGAAGCAGCUCAUGUUCUUUCCCCAACUUUACCUCAGUACCAUCCUUUGCAGCUUUUAGAACUCAUGGACCUUGGCAAAGUUCGGAGAGCGAAGGCCAUCUUGUCGCACCUUGUCAAGUGCAUUGCUGGAGAGGUUGUGGCUCUGAAUGAAGCCGAAUCCAACCACGAGCGCCGCCUUAGAUCUCUCACCAUCAGUGCUAGUGGAAGCACUACCAGAGAUCCCCAGGCUUUCAACAAAAGUGAAAAUACAGAUUAUACAGAAAUAGAUUCUGUCCCUCCGCUUCCUUUAUAUGCCUUACUUGCAGCAGAUGACGAUAGCUGUUAUGCGUCUUUAGAGAAAUCUAGUAAUCAAAGUACUUUAAACAACUCAAACCAGUUGUCAAAAGAAAGUUAUGAUGAGCUUUUUCAGAUCCCAACUUUAAUGACUGAUAAUCACGUGGUAGAGACAGAUGAAGAAAACACAAAGCCCAGGGUUAUCGACCUUUCACAAUACAGUCCAACUUACUUUGGUCCUGAGCACGCUCAGGUUCUCUCUGGCCACUUACUUCAUUCUAGUUUACCAGGACUCAGCCGGAUGGAGCAGAUGUCUUUGAUGGCCUUAGCAGACACAAUCGCAACUACCAGCACUGAUAUCGGAGAAAGCAGAGACAGAAGCCAAGGUGGAGAAACUCUCGAUGAAUGUGGGUUAAAAUUUCUUUUAGCUGUUCGACUUCAUACGUUCCUUACAACUUCCCUUCCAGCUUACCGAGCUCAGCUCCUUCACCAAGGCCUGUCUACUAGUCAUUUUGCCUGGGCUUUUCACUCGGUAGCAGAGGAGGAACUGCUGAGCAUGCUGCCGGCCAUGCAGAAAGAUGAUCCCACCUGGUCGGAACUGAGAGCCAUGGGCGUGGGGUGGUGGGUCCGGAACACCCGCACCUUACGCAAGUGCAUAGAAAAGGUAGCUAAAGCAGCCUUUUAUAGAAAGAAUGAUCCUUUAGAUGCUGCCAUUUUUUACCUUGCAAUGAGAAAGAAAGCUGUGAUUUGGGGCUUAUAUAGAUCCCAAAAAGACACCAAGAUGACACAGUUUUUUGGACACAAUUUUGAGGAUGAGAGAUGGCGUAAAGCAGCUUUAAAGAAUGCCUUUUCUUUGUUAGGCAAACAAAGAUUUGAACAUUCUGCAGCAUUUUUUCUUUUAGCUGGUUGCCUCAGAGAUGCAAUUGAGGUAUGUCUUGAGAAACUGAAUGACAUUCAGUUGGCUCUUGUAAUAGCAAGACUCUACGAGUCUGAAUUUGAUACAUCUGCAACAUAUAAAUCUAUUUUACGUAAAAAAGUUUUGGGAGUUGAUUCUCCUGUCAGUGAACUCAAUUCAUUGAACAUAAGUAUGCAUUAUGAUCCUUUUCUUCGGAGUAUGGCAUAUUGGAUUUUGGAAGAUUAUAGUGGUGCUCUGGAAACAUUAAUAAAGCAACCAGUCAGAGAGGAUGAUGAUCAAGUCAUGAUGUCAGCCUGUAAUCCUGCAGUUUUUAAUUUCUACAAUUAUCUAAGAACGCAUCCUCUGUUGCUGAGACGUCAUUUUGGAUCAUCUGAUGUAUUGUCUACACACAUGAGUUUAACGGGAAAAAGUGGACUGGCAGGAACAAUCAAUUUAACUGAAAGAAGAUUAUUUUUUACUACUGCCAGUGCUCAUUUAAAAGCUGGCUGUCCUAUGUUAGCUUUGGAAGUAUUAUCAAAGAUGCCAAAAGUCAUCAAGAAAACAAAACCUUUUUGUAGAACAUCGAGUUUUCUGGAUACUAGUAAAGACUAUUCUCCUUCUUCUCCAGUGAACUUGGAUGCAAGGGAAGAUAAGUCUUCUGCUGUUGAUUGGUCACAGUCAGUGAUGAAUGGUUUUGGAUCUUCUUCAGAGGGUUCCUCAGAGAAGCAGUCAAACUCCACUCUUUCUUUUGACUGGAGCCAACCAAGCAUUGUAUUUCAGGAUGACUCUUUAGAAUUAAAAUGGGACAGUGAUAACGAUGAAGAAAAUGACGAUCUCCCUAUCUCAAUGAAAGAACUGAAACCUUUACAGAGAAAAACGGUGAAAAAAGUAGAUGAAACAAGUUCUAGUUAUACAGACACUCUCAGCACACUAGAUGAAAAUGAUAUUUUGAGUCCAUCAGAAGACAUAAUUGCAGUUCAGUUAAAAUUUAGAGCAUGUUUAAAGAUUCUCACCGUAGAACUUCGUACUUUAUCUACUGGCUAUGAAAUAGAUGGUGGAAAAUUGCGUUACCAACUCUACCACUGGCUUGAAAGAGAGGUAAUAGCUCUUCAGAGGACCUGUGACUAUUGUUCAGAUGGAGAAGAAUUACAGUCUGCCCUGGACGAAAAUGGAGAUGGAUUUGGAUUAAAUGAAGAUUCUGAAGAUUUGCUUCAGCAAACAAAAGUGAAACAACUGAGAGAAAAUUUUCAGGAAAAAAGACAGUGGCUUUUGAAAUAUCAGUCACUAUUGAGGAUGUUUCUGAGUUACUGCAUACUUCAUGGGUCCCACGGAGGGGGUCUUGCAUCUGUGAGAAUGGAGUUGAUUUUGCUUUUACAAGAAUCUCAGCAGGAAACAUCAGAACCCAUAUUUCCUAGCCCUCUGUCAGAGCAAACCUCGGUACCCCUCCUCUUUGCUUGUACUGCCAGUGCCAAAACAGUAGUUGCCAAUCCAUUACUGCACCUUAGUAACCUUACACAUGAUAUUCUGCAUGCCAUAAUAAACUUUGAUUCACCACCCCAUCCUGACAUCCAGAGCAAUAAGGUAUAUGUAAUGCAUACUUUAGCAGCCUCACUUUCUGCUUGUAUUUAUCAGUGCCUUUGUGGUAGUCAUAACUACAGUUCAUUUCAAACAAAUCAGUUUACUGGAAUGAUGUAUCAGACAGUAUUGCUUCCCCAUCGACAUUCUUUGAAAACAGGAAGCUUAGACGAAGCAGUAACUCCUAAUACAGCACCAGCACAAUGGCCAGGCAUAACUUCCCUAAUUCGACUUUUGAAUUCUUCUGGCGAGGAAGCCCAGUCAGGGCUUACAGUUUUACUCUGUGAGAUUCUCACAGCAGUGUAUCUUAGUCUCUUCAUCCAUGGCCUGGCGACACAUUCUAGUAACGAACUAUUUCGGAUUGUGGCCCAUCCUCUAAAUGAAAAAAUGUGGUCUGCUGUGUUUGGUGGAGGUGCGCAUGUUCCCAGCAAAGAACAGACACACUCAAAACCUUUACCUGUUUCUUCACUUGUGGAAGAAGGAGAGAAACAGAACAAACGUUUUAGGCCAUCAAAAAUGUCUUGCAGAGAAUCUGCCCCACCAACCUCUUCCUCAUCACCAGUCAGCCAGGACUUACUGACAGUCAAAGAGAAGUUCAUCCCACCGGAGCUCAGUAUCUGGGACUAUUUCAUAGCCAAGCCUUUUCUCCCUCCUUCCCAAAGUAGAGCAGAGUAUGAUUCAGAAGAGAGUCUGGAGAGUGAUGAUGAUGAUGAUGAUGAUGUUUUAGCUUCUGAUUUCCAUCUGCAAGAGCAUUCUAAUUCAAAUUCAUAUAGUUGGUCAUUGAUGCGCUUGGCAAUGGUGCAGUUGGUACUCAACAAUUUGAAGACUUUCUAUCCCUUUGCAGGUCACGAUCUUGCAGAACUUCCAGUUAGUUCACCACUUUGUCAUGCGGUUCUGAAAACUCUUCAGUGUUGGGAACAAGUUCUUCUCCGACGACUUGAAAUCCAUGGUGGGCCACCUCAAAACUAUAUCUCAAGUCAUACCUCUGAAGAGAGUGUGUCUGCAGGCCCUGCAAUUCUCCGCCAUAAAGCUUUGCUGGAACCUACAAACACUCCUUUCAGAUCCAAACACCAUCUGGCACUGUCUGUGAAGAGACUUUGGCAAUAUUUGGUGAAGCAGGAAGAAAUUCAGGAAACUUUUAUCAGAAAUAUAUUCACGAAGAAAAGAUGUCUAAAUGAGUCAUUAGAGGACAACUGUGAAACCAUCAAAAAUUCUAUGAUGGAGGAGCCAAACAUCAAUAAGAUAGAAGCAGACUUGGGAUAUCCUGGAGGUAAAGCAAGGAUUAUUCACAAGGAAUCUGAUAUCAUUACUGCCUUUGCUGUUAAUAAAGCAAAUAGAAACUGCAUAGCAAUUGCUUCAAGCCAUGAUGUUCAAGAGCUGGAUGUUUCUGGAAUUCUGGCUACACAGAUCUAUACUUGGGUAGAUGAUGAUACUGAAAUGGAAAACAAAGGAUCAGAAGAUUUCUUGGUUAUACAUGCUCGGGAUGAUUUAACAGCUGUGCAAGGUACAACCCCAUAUACACACAGCAAUCCCGGCACUCCGAUCAAUAUGCCAUGGCUUGGAAGUACACAGACCGGCAGAGGAGCCUCUGUGAUGAUUAAGAAAGCCAUUAAUAAUGUCAGAAGAAUGACUUCUCAUCCAACUCUUCCGUACUAUCUGACAGGAGCUCAAGAUGGAAGUGUCAGAAUGUUUGAAUGGGGCCAUUCUCAACAAAUAACCUGUUUUCGAUCUGGUGGCAAUUCAAGAGUUACAAGAAUGAGAUUUAACUAUCAAGGAAACAAGUUUGGAAUAGUUGAUGCUGAUGGAUAUUUAAGCCUGUAUCAGACAAACUGGAAAUGUUGUCCAGUAACUGGAAGCAUGCCUAAGCCAUACCUGACCUGGCAGUGUCAUAACAAAACAGCCAAUGAUUUUGUCUUCGUUAGUUCCUCCUCUUUGAUAGCUACAGCUGGUCUUUCAACUGACAAUAGAAAUAUAUGUUUGUGGGAUACUCUUGUGGCACCUGCCAAUAGUUUAGUCCAUGCUUUUACUUGCCAUGAUAGUGGAGCUACUGUUUUAGCGUAUGCUCCAAAACACCAGCUACUAAUAUCAGGUGGCAGAAAAGGCUUUACAUGUGCAUUUGACCUUCGGCAACGACAGCAGAGGCAGCUUUUCCAGAGCCAUGAUUCUCCUGUCAAAGCCAUUGCCAUUGAUCCAACAGAAGAGUACUUUGUUACAGGAUCUGCUGAAGGCAACAUAAAGAUUUGGAGUCUGUCUACCUUUACUCUUCUCCACACUUUUAUCAAUGAACAUGCUCGGCAGUCCAUUUUCCGGAACAUUGGAACUGGAGUGAUGCAGAUUGAGACAGGGCCAGCAAACCACGUGUUCUCGUGUGGAGCCGAUGGUACAAUGAAGAUGAGGAUACUGCCGGAUCAGUUUAGCCCACUAAAUGAAGUGUUGAAAAAUGAUGUGAAAUUUAUGCUCUGA